AGCGAGAGAGGGGGGGGGUGGGGGGGUUGGGUCUCGUGCAUUCCUAUGUGUGGGCGCGUGGCUUCUCAUCUCUGACAGAAGCACACGGCGGCGGACUAGAAGACAGGACGGACGGACGGACGUGCUCGGGACACACAGGCUCAUCGGCGGUCCUUUGGUGGUCUCUUCUCGAGUCUGUUUUCCUGGUGAGUGCUAUAGAGCUAGAGCAGCAGCAGAUUAAGGGGAGGACGAGUGGACAGGCUAUUGCUUUUUAUUCCCACCCAAUGGGGCCAGGGGAUGUGUGACCUCAUCGUUUACCUGCAAGGCUGUCAAACGUUAAGCAACUCUCACACAGAAUGACCGAAAUGGAUUCAGGAAUUACGAACAUCCUCCCUCAACCCUCUGCUCUGAUGAUGUCAUGUGAUGUCAAACAACCCGCCUCCUCACCAUCCCUCUGUGUCAAUCAGGACAAGGAUGGAGGUCACCAUGACAACAUGAAACUGGAAGACAAAGCACAGCCGGUGAAGAAAGGAAGGCCCAAAGGAAAGUUAGAGCGUAGUAAGGCGGUAUGCGAAGACACCUCUACACCUGCACCUGAGAACUGCACAAAAGACCAGAAGCUCAGCUCCUCCGGUUGCUAUGACGACGAGAGUACUUCCUGUACUAAGGAGGCACUGGAGAAGAGCCAAACCCCCAAUAAAAAUGUGUUAAUCAAAGAGUCCAGUGUGGAGUACACAGACUCUUCUGGGGUGGACCUGCAGCAGUUCAUCUCUGACACGCUGAACAGUAACCCACGGGACCGCAUAGCGCUGCUCAAACUGGAGCGCGACAUGAUCGACUUCAUCACCAGCAACAGUCCCUUUAAGAAGUUCCCCCAGAUGUCUUCGUACCACCGCAUGCUGGUGCACCGUGUGGCCGCCUACUUCGGCAUGGAGCACAACGUGGACCAGACGGGCAAGGCCAUCAUCAUCAACAGGACCGUCGGGACGCGCAUACCAGAGCAGCGCUUCCUCCAGCAGAUCCGCGAGGAGAAGAAGGAGGAGAUCCAGCAGUGGAAGGCUAUUCUGCCCAGGGACACCAGCUCUGAGGACCCGCUCGUCCUCCAGCCCUUACGGGAGAAGCAGAGCAGGUCUAUGGAGGAGAGGCAGGAGGAAUACUACAGAGCACGGGAGCGGAUCUUCAAGCAGGAGCUGCAUUGCGUCCCGGAUGGCAGCCAUGAUGAACCCAGGGCUCUAGAUGACUUAAAUCCCUUCGCUGAGACCCAGAGGAGGCGGCAGAUUUUCAGGCGGAGCCACGGAGGCUCCACCUCCAGCUGGAACAGCAGCGGCCAGCAGAGCAGCACCGAGAGCGACUACAUGUACGGCAGCGACCCGCGGCCCUGGAGCAGCACCGAGUCCGACUCGUCCUACCAAUGGAAGACCGCCGCCCCCAAGCCUCGCCACCCGGGGGGCCACGGCCCCGACGCCCGCGGGACAGGCUCCAUCUCUCUGUACAGGGUGCAGUCUCCUUCCAUCCCGGAGGAGUCGCCCCCUGCGGUCAACCCACCUGUCUACAGCGUGGAGAACGCCAUCCCUCCUGGCAGCAUCCUAGUCAACCCUCAGACCGGUCAGCCCUUCCUCAACCCAGACGGAACGCCCGCUGUCUACAUCCCCCCGGACAGCCAGCAGCCAAUCAGGAGCCAGCCUCAGCUGCCAGCUCCUCCGCUUCAACAGCCACAGCCACAGAUGGUCCAGUACUCCUCUGUCUCCUAUGCAGCGCCAUCACAACCCUAUUCUACACAGAUGGAAGAUCUCUCCUCGCAGUUUGCCCAUGUGGCAGCGAGCUGUCCAUCAACAGGAGAAGCCCCGCCCCUCUACCCCCCCACCCAGAGCUACGUCUAUGCCGCUCCGCCCCCUCUCCCCUCCAACCAGGCCCCAAACUACUGUCAGUCCUCUGCUCAGGUGCCUAUGUAUUACUACUCUGGCCAGUAUCCUACCUCGACCCAACAGACCUGCACAACCCCCUCUCCCAACCAACACCUCCUCAACCAAGCAGGUUACCCUAUGACUCUGGCUGUGCAGCCAUCCCACAGCCAGGCCCAGAGCAUGCUGGGAAAUUACCCUUCAAUGGCCGCUCAUCAGUGCGGCGGGGGUCAGGCGCAGGGGUCCGUCUCCUACUCUCAGAGCGGUAUUGUGGCGCCCCUCGGAGGAGAGGGGGGCUACUGCUGCAUGGGUCCCCCACCCUGCGCCACCCUGGCCCAACCCACCCACCCCGGCUGCUUCAGCAUGGGGGGGCCGGCCUGGGGGGUCCAAUACUGAGGCCCAAUGACUAGCUCAAGGAAGGCGCGAUGCAAUGCUGUUUUUCUGCACACACGCACAGACAAACACACACAUUUAUAUAGUAUAUAGUAUUAAUAUGCACCCAAUGCUGUUAAGAAACCACUUUCACUGCACAAUCAAACAGGAGGGCAUUCAACUAGCGCACGCACACGUAAGCACGUGCAUGCAAGAUGGCACACACGUCCAAACAAACACACACCGAGAUGUCUUGUACCCGAAGCCAAAUCAUAUUAUCAGAGAUGCUGUAUAUAGAAUAUAAUGCAUUAUUUAUAUUCGCCAAUAGUUUUAUAUUGAUAUGAAGAAAUAUAUAUAUUCUGUUUAUUGAUAAGUGUGAUUGAAUAAAGCACAGUGACUGGAUUGACGGGUCACAUUUGUAUUUGA
Molecule: messenger RNA, 2678 nt
Organism: Gadus morhua (Atlantic cod)
Lineage: Eukaryota; Metazoa; Chordata; Actinopteri; Gadiformes; Gadidae
Gene: arpp21
Product: cAMP-regulated phosphoprotein, 21
Exons: 20
Coding region: 336-2276 (646 amino acids)
Molecular function (GO): nucleic acid binding
Source: RefSeq, a predicted model, not a curated record